UUUGCAAAAAUGAAUUUAGAAUGAUUUAGCUUAGGUGGAUAAGACAAAACGAAACAAACUGAAACCGAACAAGGGAGCGAGGUUGUCGCUGUGACAUUGUCAUGUUAUAUUUGAAGGGGGCAAGGCAAGGGCUUCGCUUUCAGUUACAGAGGGAAGAAGAUGGGUACCCCCCUUAAACCAGCAACAACAAUGGAUACCAUCAAUGAUCUCAUCGAAGAGGCCAAGCUUCGUUUUCUUUGGUGGGCUCUUUGUAUAUUCGCCAUUUCCUAUUUCUUAACUCAUACAAGUAAGUCAAUGUGGAUGAAUAUACCCAUGUCCAUUCUUGUUGCUUGUGCUCUGCGGAUUAUUCUGAACAAGGUGGAGUUCCGUUGGAAGGUUCAACCACCUAGAUCGCAGACUUACCUAUCUCAUUUGGAGAAAAAGCAGUUGUCUCCGGACAAUGCUAGCCUCUCUACUUUACCUGGUCCUCCUGAAUGGAAGAAGAAGAUUGAUUCACCCGUGGUAGAGGCUGCCUUGAACGAUUUCAUGGAUUUGAUAUUGAAGGAUUUCGUGAUAAAUAUGUGGUACGCAGACAUUACUCCAGAUGGGGAGUUUCCUGAGCAGAUACGCGACUUAAUCAUGGAUGCUCUUGCUGAAGUGUCUGUAAGGGUCAAAGAUAUAAACCUUGUUGACUUGCUCACAAGAGAUAUAGUUGAUUUAAUAAGUGAUCAUAUAGACCUUUUCAGAAGAAAUCAAGCUGCUAUAGGUGUUGAUGUUAUGUUAACAUUAUCUUCAGAGGAGAGGGACGAGAGAUUGAAAUUCCACCUGUUGAAUUCUAAGGAGCUUCAUCCAGCACUAAUAUCUCCAGAGAGUGAGUACAAGGUUCUUCAGCGGCUAAUGAGUGGACUAUUAGCAACAGUGCUUAGAAAACCGGAAGUUCAAUGUCCUGUCAUUCGAUCUAUAGCACGGGAAAUUUUAACUUGCUUGAUUUUGCAACCUGUACUGAACUUGGCAAGCCCUGCGUAUAUUAAUGAGCUGAUUGAAUCUCUUCUACUUAUCCUCAAUAAUGAGGGUUCAAAUUGGACGGGUGGAGGUGAUCAAUCAACUGAUGCUACAAAUCAUAAUCAUGGUCAUUCGGUUGGUGGACAUGAUAGUCACACAGGCUCUGCUGACUGGGCACAGAUGCUAGAGGCUGCAACUCAGAGAAGAACUGAAGUUCUUAUGCCGGAGAAUCUUGAGAACAUGUGGGCACGAGGAAAGAAUUACAAAAGGAAAGGGAAUAAAAAGGCCAAAGAUCAUGCUACAGAUCAUUCACUGCCUGAUAGAAAUUUGGCUCAGGAAACAUCAGUGAGUAAACCUGGAACAUAUGCAGUUCCUGAAGGAAAGUCGUCAUCGCAUCCAUUGCAUACUGUGGGUUCUGAUCCGCUAAUAAAUAUUGGAAACACAACUAGGUCAGAGUCUUCACCAGAUCCCGAAAAGGAAUUAUCCUUUGGAGCUGAUCAUCAAGUUGAUGAAGGGAAUGAUAUCAAGGAUCACACUUCUAGUAAGCAUACAAUUCCGCUCAAGAGAUCCAGCAGUUCUUCUGUCUUGGGAAUCCAACCUCAUAAUGGAUGGUCCAUUGUGUCAGAGUUCUACACGCCUGACCUUGAGAAGCGCGGUGAAGGACUUCGAGGAAAGAGUGGUUCUGACAUGGUGGUUAGGAGAGAGGGACUUUCUGUUCCCAAGCUUCGGUGCCGGGUCAUGGGAGCAUAUUUUGAGAAACUUGGAUCCACAUCUUUUGCCGUAUAUUCAAUUGCAGUGACUGAUGGGCAAGAGAAUACUUGGUUUGUAAAACGAAGGUACAGGAAUUUUGAGCGAUUGCAUCGGCAUCUAAAAGAUAUUCCGAAUUACUCAUUGCAUUUGCCUCCCAAAAGGAUAUUUUCCUCAAGUACAGAGGAUGCCUUUGUCCAUCAGCGUUGCAUUCAACUGAAUAAAUAUCUACAGGAUCUCCUGUCAAUAGCUAAUGUUGCUGAGCAACAUGAAGUUUGGGACUUUCUUAGUGUUUCCUCAAAGAAUUACUCUUUUGGGAAAUCUUCUUCAGUGAUGAGGACCCUGGCAGUAAAUGUAGAUGAUGCUGUGGAUGAUAUUGUACGCCAGUUUAAAGAUGUUUCAGAUGGUUUAAUGCGAAAAGUUGUUGGUGCAUCACCCACCACCACUGAAGGUUCUACUACAUCUACCACUUGGAACACUUGGAAUAUGGAUGAAAUGGAUAAAAGUAUUCUGAGGCAAAAUGCUGUAGAGAGUGCUUUAAGCUCUGAUAAUGAGGAAGGUGAAAAAGAAGUUAAUAUUGAUAGAGAAGCAGCAGAAGAUAAUGAGUGGCAUUCUGACAAUGAAUUGACCUUGAAGGAUUAUUCACAGCAGAUCAUAAACCCUGGUAAUGAGUCUGCUAACUUGGAUCAAGAUCGGAAACAUGAUGUGAUGAUGGAAGCAAAGGUUGGCAAGGAUGUUCCACCUACAAAUCCCACUCUACUCCCUGAUUAUUUGGACGAUCCAGUUGGUGUGCCACCUGAGUGGGCCCCACCUAAUGUGACUGUCCCUAUUCUGAAUUUGGUUGAUAACAUAUUUCAGCUUAAGAAAAGAGGCUGGCUAAGAAGACAGGUAUUUUGGAUAUCAAAACAGAUAUUACAGGUUGUCAUGGAAGAUGCUAUAGAUGAUUUGCUCCUAAGUGAGAUUCAUUGGCUCCGCAGAGAGGAUACCAUUGCCCAAGGGAUUCGGUGGGUCCAAGAUAUCCUCUGGCCCGGUGGCAAAUUUUUUUUAAGAGUACAGACCCCUCAGUUAUUCAUUGGUGGCAAUGUAAUUGAUCAAAAUCCUUUACAAACCAUUGAAUCUUGUGGGAGCAAGAUUGGCAAGUCACAGUCAGGAUCUUUUGAGCAACAGCUUGAGGCUGCUCGUAGAGCAAGUGACCUGAAGAAACUGCUCUUUGAUGGAGCUCCCGCAGCCUUAGUCAGUUUAAUCGGGCAGAAACAGUACAGACGUUGUGCCAGUGAUAUAUAUUACUUCAGUCAGUCUUCUAUAUGUGUAAAGCAACUUGCUUAUGCAAUCCUUGAACUCCUGCUCAUAUCUGUCUUCCCUGAGUUGCGCAAUGUUGUCAUGAGUGUUCAUGAGAAUAUGCAUGUUCACCAACCUGUAUAGAGUUCAUUGUAUGCUGGUUGGAGUGACCUGCUGUGUUCAAGAUCAGUUCAUCAGUAGGAAAACAGUGUUUUUUGCUGUAUGGUGCCAUGGCUAUGGCUUUGCUGGCGGGUAGUCAUUUUGUAAGUAGCAAGAGCCAUGGUUAAUUGUUUUUUCUCCACCAAGGGAGCUUGGGGAAUUAAUUAGUAAACUUAGAUUGUGUACAGAAAAGUUCAUUUUUGUGGAUUCAUUAUUCUUUCUCAAGGCAUUAUUAAUUUAUUAUUCUA
Molecule: messenger RNA, 3413 nt
Organism: Lotus japonicus
Lineage: Eukaryota; Viridiplantae; Streptophyta; Magnoliopsida; Fabales; Fabaceae
Exons: 15
Coding region: 160-3150 (996 amino acids)
Molecular function (GO): phosphatidylinositol binding
Source: RefSeq, a predicted model, not a curated record